AUGGUACUUAACAUCAAUAACAGUGACAUUUCCAGGGAUGAUGAAGUGGUUCUUCAGAGCACGGCCACCAUACACAAAGAACAACAGAAACUCUGCUUGGCAGCAGAAGGAUUUGGCAACAGACUUUGUUUCCUGGAGUCUACGUCCAAUUCCAAGAAUGUACCCCCUGAUCUGUCAAUCUGCACCUUUGUGCUGGAGCAGUCUCUGUCCAUCCGGGCCCUGCAGGAGAUGCUGGCCAACACCAUGGAGAAGUCCGAAGGGCAAGUUGAUGUGGAAAAAUGGAAAUUUAUGAUGAAGACUGCUCAAGGAGGUGGACAUAGAACACUCCUCUAUGGACAUGCAAUUUUGCUGCGCCAUUCCUACAGUGGCAUGUAUCUAUGCUGCCUGUCCACCUCCCGCUCAUCAACUGAUAAACUGGCCUUUGAUGUUGGCUUGCAAGAGGACACAACGGGUGAGGCAUGCUGGUGGACCAUACACCCUGCCUCCAAGCAGCGCUCAGAAGGAGAGAAGGUCCGAGUGGGAGAUGACCUCAUUCUGGUUAGCGUGUCCUCUGAAAGGUACUUGCACCUGUCCUACGGCAGUGGCAGCCUGCAUGUAGAUGCAGCCUUCCAGCAGACCCUAUGGAGCGUGGCCCCCAUCAGCUCAGGGAGUGAGACUGCCCAAGGGUAUCUGAUCGGUGGGGAUGUUCUCCGGCUGCUGCAUGGCCACAUGGAUGAAUGCCUCACUGUGCCUGCCGGCGACCAUGGGGACGAGCAGCGGAGAAAUGUUCUUUAUGAAGGUGGUGCUGUAUCUGUUCACGCGCGCUCCCUUUGGAGACUAGAGACACUGAGAGUUGCAUGGAGUGGAAGCCAUAUAAGAUGGGGCCAGCCCUUCCGACUCCGCCACGUGACAACAGGAAAAUACCUGAGUCUCAUGGAAGACAAAAACCUUUUACUCAUGGACAAAGAAAAAGCUGAUAUAAAAUCAACAGCAUUUACCUUCCGGUCUUCCAAGGAAAAAUUAGAUGUAGGAGUAAGGAAAGAAGUUGAUGGCAUGGGUACAUCUGAAAUAAAGUAUGGUGACUCAGUAUGCUAUAUACAACAUGUGGAUUCAGGCCUGUGGCUGACCUACCAGUCUGUGGACAUGAAAUCAGUCAGGAUGGGGUCUAUACAACGAAAGGCUAUUAUGCACCAUGAGGGCCACAUGGAUGAUGGCUUAAACUUAUCUCGGUCUCAGCAUGAAGAAUCUCGCACUGCCCGAGUCAUUCGAAGCACAGUCUUCCUUUUCAACAGAUUUAUAAGAGGCCUUGAUGUUCUCAGCAAAAAAGUGAAGACAACCCCCGUGGAUUUGCCCAUCGAGUCUGUCAGUCUCAGUCUCCAGGAUCUGAUCGGCUACUUCCACCCUCCAGAUGAGCACUUGGAGCACGAGGACAAGCAAAACCGGCUGCGGGCUCUUAAGAACCGCCAGAAUCUCUUCCAGGAAGAGGGGAUGAUCAGCCUCGUGCUGGAGUGCAUAGACCGGCUGCACGUGUAUAGCAGUGCCGCUCACUUUGCAGAUGUUGCCGGCAGGGAAGCUGGGGAGUCUUGGAAAUCCAUUCUGAAUUCUCUGUAUGAAUUGCUUGCUGCUCUAAUUAGAGGAAAUCGCAAAAACUGUGCUCAGUUCUCCAGCUCCCUGGACUGGCUGAUCAGCAGGCUGGAGAGACUAGAUGCUUCCUCCGGCAUUCUUGAAGUUUUACACUGUGUGUUAGUGGAGAGUCCAGAAGCUCUAAAUAUUAUCAAAGAAGGACAUAUUAAAUCUAUAAUUUCACUCUUGGACAAACAUGGAAGGAAUCACAAGGUUCUAGACGUCUUGUGUUCCCUCUGUGUUUGCCAUGGAGUUGCAGUCCGUUCUAACCAGCAUCUCAUUUGUGACAAUCUUCUACCUGGAAGAGAUCUGUUACUGCAAACUCGUCUUGUGAAUCAUGUCAGCAGCAUGAGGCCCAAUAUUUUUCUGGGCGUCAGUGAAGGGUCUGCUCAAUAUAAGAAAUGGUACUAUGAAUUGAUGGUGGAUCACACGGAGCCAUUUGUGACCGCUGAAGCGACACACCUGCGCGUUGGCUGGGCUUCCACAGAAGGGUACUCUCCUUACCCUGGUGGAGGUGAAGAGUGGGGUGGAAACGGUGUCGGAGAUGACUUAUUCUCCUAUGGUUUCGAUGGACUUCAUCUCUGGUCAGGCUGCAUUGCCCGGACUGUGAGCUCCCCAAACCAGCACCUGCUGAGGACGGAUGAUGUCAUUAGUUGCUGUCUCGAUCUCAGUGCUCCGAGUAUCUCCUUCCGCAUCAAUGGCCAGCCUGUUCAGGGAAUGUUUGAGAAUUUCAACAUCGAUGGCCUCUUCUUUCCAGUUGUUAGUUUCUCUGCAGGAAUAAAGGUACGCUUUCUACUUGGGGGGAGACAUGGAGAGUUUAAAUUCCUUCCUCCACCUGGCUAUGCACCUUGUUAUGAAGCUGUUCUGCCAAAAGAGAAGUUGAAAGUGGAACACAGCCGGGAGUACAAGCAAGAAAGAACAUACACACGGGACCUUCUGGGUCCCACCGUGUCCCUAACACAGGCUGCCUUCACGCCAAUUCCUGUGGACACCAGCCAGAUUGUGUUACCUCCUCACCUGGAGAGGAUACGAGAAAAACUUGCAGAGAAUAUCCACGAACUCUGGGUUGUGAAUAAGAUUGAACUUGGCUGGCAGUAUGGUCCGGUUAGAGAUGACAACAAGAGACAGCACCCCUGCCUGGUGGAGUUCUCCAAACUCCCAGAGCAAGAACGCAAUUACAACCUGCAGAUGUCCCUGGAGACCCUCAAGACUUUAUUGGCUUUGGGAUGCCACGUGGGCAUAUCGGAUGAACAUGCUGAUGAAAAAGUGAAGAAAAUGAAACUACCCAAGAACUACCAGCUGACCAGUGGAUACAAGCCUGCACCCAUGGACCUGAGCUUUGUAAAGCUCACCCCGUCCCAGGAAGCAAUGGUGGACAAGUUGGCUGAAAAUGCACAUAACGUGUGGGCUCGAGAUCGAAUCAGGCAGGGCUGGACUUACGGAAUCCAACAGGAUGUAAAGAACAGACGAAACCCCCGUCUUGUUCCCUAUGCCCUCCUAGAUGACCGAACCAAGAAAUCAAAUAAGGACAGUCUCCGUGAGGCUGUGCGGACCCUGCUGGGCUAUGGCUACAACCUAGAAGCUCCGGAUCAGGAUCAUGCUUCCAGAGCUGAGAUGUGCAGUGGCACAGGGGAACGGUUCCGGAUCUUCCGUGCUGAGAAGACUUACGCCGUAAAGGCAGGAAGAUGGUACUUCGAAUUUGAGGCUGUUACUGCUGGAGACAUGAGAGUUGGCUGGAGCAGGCCAGGGUGUCAGCCUGACCAAGAGCUUGGCUCAGAUGAACGUGCCUUUGCUUUUGAUGGCUUUAAGGCACAGCGGUGGCACCAGGGCAAUGAGCACUAUGGGCGCUCGUGGCAAGCAGGGGACGUGGUGGGCUGCAUGGUGGACAUGAAUGAGCACACCAUGAUGUUCACGCUCAACGGGGAAAUUCUCCUUGAUGACUCUGGCUCAGAAUUGGCUUUCAAGGACUUUGAGGUCGGUGAUGGAUUCAUACCUGUGUGCAGCCUAGGUGUGGCACAGGUGGGCAGAAUGAACUUUGGAAAAGAUGUCAGCACCUUGAAAUAUUUCACCAUCUGUGGCUUACAAGAGGGCUUUGAACCAUUUGCAGUGAAUACAAACAGGGACAUUACCAUGUGGCUGAGCAAGAGGCUUCCUCAGUUCCUCCAAGUGCCAUCCAACCAUGAGCAUAUUGAGGUGACCAGAAUAGACGGCACCAUUGAUAGUUGCCCAUGUUUGAAGGUGACCCAGAAGUCCUUCGGGUCCCAGAACAGCAGCACUGACAUGAUGUUUUACCGUCUGAGCAUGCCAAUCGAGUGUGCAGAGGUGUUCUCCAAGACUGCAGGGGGGCUCCCUGGCGCCAGCCUCUUUGGGCCCAAGAAUGAACUGGAAGAUUUUGAUGCAGAUUCCGACUUUGAGGUUCUAAUGAAGACAGCUCAUGGUCAUCUAGUGCCCGACCGGGUGGAAAAAGAGAAAGAGACUACAAAAUCGGAGUUUAACAACCACAAAGAUUAUGCUCAAGAAAAACCCUCUCGUCUGAAACAAAGAUUUUUGCUUAGAAGAACAAAGCCAGAUUACAGCACAAGCCAUUCUGCACGACUUACUGAAGAUGUGCUUGCCGAUGACCGGGAUGACUAUGACUACCUGAUGCAAACGUCUACGUAUUAUUACUCCGUGCGAAUCUUUCCUGGACAAGACCCUGCUAGUGUCUGGGUGGGAUGGAUCACAUCCGAUUUCCAUCAGUACCACACAGGCUUCGACCUGGACACAGUUCGUACAGUGACCGUUACUCUGGGGGAUGAGAAAGGAAAAGUUCAUGAAAGCAUCAAACGCAGCAACUGCUACAUGGUGUGUGCAGGUGAGAGUAUGAGCCCUGGGCAAGGACGCAACAACAACGGACUGGAGAUUGGCUGUGUGGUGGACGUGGCCAGUGGCUUGCUCACAUUCACUGCUAAUGGCAAGGAAUUGAGCACCUAUUACCAGGUGGAGCCAAGCACAAAACUAUUUCCUGCAGUGUUUGCACAAGCAACAAGUCCCAAUGUUUUCCAAUUUGAGUUAGGAAGAAUAAAGAAUGUAAUGCCUCUGUCAGCUGGGCUAUUCAAGAGUGAGCAUAAAAACCCUGUGCCACAGUGUCCUCCUCGUCUCCAUGUGCAGUUUUUAUCACAUGUCCUGUGGAGCCGAAUGCCAAACCAGUUUUUGAAGGUAGAUGUCUCUCGAAUCAGUGAACGUCAGGGCUGGCUUGUACAGUGUCUGGAUCCUCUGCAGUUCAUGUCCCUGCAUAUUCCAGAGGAGAACAGAUCUGUGGACAUACUGGAAUUGACAGAACAGGAGGAACUGCUGAAAUUCCAUUACCACACUCUCCGCCUGUACUCAGCAGUGUGCGCCCUGGGGAACCACCGGGUGGCCCACGCCCUGUGCAGCCACGUGGAUGAGCCCCAACUCCUCUAUGCCAUCGAGAACAAGUAUAUGCCAGGCUUGCUGCGUGCAGGCUAUUAUGAUCUCCUUAUCGACAUCCACCUUAGCUCGUAUGCCACGGCCAGGCUUAUGAUGAACAAUGAGUUUAUUGUUCCCAUGACGGAAGAGACCAAGAGCAUCACUCUCUUUCCUGAUGAAAAUAAAAAACAUGGUCUCCCUGGGAUUGGCCUAAGCACUUCCCUUAGGCCCCGGAUGCAAUUUUCCUCCCCUAGUUUUGUGAGCAUCAGUCAUGAAUGCUACCAGUACAGUCCAGAGUUCCCCCUAGACAUUCUGAAGACCAAAACCAUCCAGAUGUUAACGGAGGCAGUGAAAGAGAGCAGCCUUCAUGCCCGGGACCCAGUUGGGGGGACCACUGAGUUCCUCUUCGUACCUCUCAUCAAGCUGUUCUAUACCCUUCUUAUUAUGGGCAUCUUCCAGAAUGAGGACUUGAAGCACAUCCUGCAGUUGAUUGAGCCCAGCGUAUUUAAGGAGGCUGCAGCUCCGGAGGAGGAAGGUGCUGUGCUGGAGCAGGAGCUCAGCCCAGAGGACUGCAAGCUCGAAGGCGCUGGAGAAGAAGAUAGCAAAGGGGUCAAGAGGCCAAAGGAAGGCCUGCUCCAGAUGAAACUGCCAGAGCCAGUCAAAUUGCAGAUGUGUCUGCUGCUUCAGUACCUCUGUGACUGCCAGGUCCGCCACCGAAUAGAAGCCAUUGUAGCCUUUUCAGAUGACUUUGUAGCCAAACUUCAAGACAAUCAACGCUUCCGGUAUAAUGAAGUCAUGCAAGCUUUAAACAUGUCCGCUGCACUCACAGCCAGAAAAACCAAGGAAUUCAGAUCUCCACCUCAAGAGCAGAUCAAUAUGCUUCUCAAUUUUAAGGAUGACAAAAGUGAAUGUCCGUGUCCUGAAGAAAUCAGAGACCAACUCUUGGACUUUCAUGAAGAUCUAAUGGCACAUUGUGGAAUUGAGCUGGAUGAAGAUGGAUCUCUGAUUGGAAACAACGAUUUAACCAUUAGAGGGCGCCUGCUGUCCCUGGUAGAAAAGGUGACAUACCUGAAGAAGAAACAAGCAGAAAAACCAAUUGAGAGUGACUCCAAGAAGUCCUCCACACUUCAGCAGUUGAUUUCAGAGACCAUGGUCCGAUGGGCUCAGGAAUCUGUCAUCGAGGACCCUGAGUUGGUGAGAGCCAUGUUUGUGCUGCUCCAUCGACAGUAUGAUGGCAUUGGGGCCCUGGUCCGGGCACUGCCAAAGACCUACACCAUAAGUGGUGUCUCUGUGGAGGAUACCAUCAACCUGUUGGCAUCUCUUGGUCAAAUUCGCUCUUUGCUAAGUGUCAGGAUGGGCAAAGAAGAAGAGAAGCUUAUGAUUCGUGGCUUGGGGGAUAUCAUGAAUAAUAAAGUAUUUUACCAGCACCCUAACCUGAUGAGGGCCCUGGGGAUGCAUGAGACUGUAAUGGAAGUCAUGGUGAAUGUCCUUGGCGGUGGUGAAUCUAAGGAAAUCACCUUUCCCAAGAUGGUGGCCAACUGUUGCCGUUUUCUGUGUUAUUUCUGUCGUAUAAGUAGGCAGAAUCAAAAAGCUAUGUUUGAUCAUCUUAGUUAUUUACUGGAAAACAGCAGUGUUGGUCUUGCCUCUCCAGCUAUGAGGGGGUCUACACCGUUGGAUGUGGCUGCAGCCUCAGUGAUGGAUAACAAUGAACUUGCCUUAGCUUUGCGUGAGCCUGAUCUGGAGAAGGUAGUGCGCUAUUUAGCUGGUUGUGGAUUGCAGAGCUGCCAGAUGCUGGUCUCCAAAGGUUACCCAGACAUUGGGUGGAAUCCGGUUGAGGGAGAGCGCUAUCUUGACUUUCUCCGGUUUGCUGUCUUUUGCAAUGGGGAGAGCGUGGAAGAGAAUGCAAAUGUUGUGGUCAGGCUGCUCAUUCGGAGGCCUGAGUGCUUCGGCCCUGCCUUGCGAGGCGAAGGUGGAAAUGGUCUCCUGGCAGCCAUGGAAGAAGCAAUAAAAAUAGCUGAGGACCCUUCCAGAGAUGGCCCCUCACCCACAAGUGGAUCCAGUAAAACACUCGAUGCAGAAGAAGAGGAAGAUGACACCAUCCACAUGGGGAAUGCAAUCAUGACCUUUUAUGCAGCUUUGAUUGACCUGUUGGGACGCUGUGCUCCUGAGAUGCAUUUGAUUCAUGCUGGUAAGGGAGAAGCCAUUAGGAUCCGGUCUAUUUUGAGAUCCUUAAUUCCACUGGGAGAUUUGGUGGGCGUCAUCAGCAUUGCUUUUCAAAUGCCCACAAUAGCCAAAGAUGGGAAUGUAGUGGAGCCUGACAUGUCGGCAGGGUUUUGCCCAGAUCACAAGGCAGCCAUGGUUUUGUUCCUUGACAGGGUCUAUGGAAUUGAGGUUCAAGAUUUCCUCCUCCAUCUACUUGAGGUUGGCUUUCUGCCAGAUCUCCGAGCUGCUGCCUCUUUAGAUACGGCUGCCUUGAGUGCUACAGACAUGGCCUUAGCCCUCAAUCGGUACCUGUGCACAGCCGUGCUUCCUUUGCUAACAAGAUGUGCUCCCCUUUUCGCUGGCACGGAGCACCAUGCUUCCCUCAUUGACUCCUUGCUUCACACUGUCUACAGACUCUCCAAGGGCUGCUCUCUUACCAAAGCUCAACGAGACUCCAUCGAAGUGUGCCUACUUUCCAUUUGUGGCCAGUUGAGGCCUUCCAUGAUGCAACACUUACUUAGAAGAUUUGUGUUUGAUGUCCCGUUACUAAAUGAACAUGCAAAGAUGCCACUGAAGUUGCUGACAAAUCAUUUUGAAAGAUGCUGGAAAUAUUACUGCCUGCCAGGAGGGUGGGGAAGCUUUGGUGCUGCCUCAGAAGAAGAACUUCAUUUAUCACGAAAAUUGUUCUGGGGCAUUUUUGAUGCCCUGUCUCAAAAGAAAUAUGAACAAGAACUUUUCAAACUGGCUCUGCCUUGCCUAAGUGCAGUUGCGGGAGCUUUGCCCCCAGACUACAUGGAGUCAAAUUAUGUCAGUAUGAUGGAAAAACAGUCAUCAAUGGAUUCUGAAGGGAACUUUAACCCACAACCUGUUGAUACCUCAAAUAUUACAAUCCCUGAAAAAUUGGAAUACUUCAUUAACAAAUAUGCAGAACAUUCCCAUGACAAAUGGUCAAUGGACAAGUUGGCAAGUGGAUGGAUUUAUGGAGAAGUAUAUUCAGAUUCUUCUAAGAUUCAACCACUAAUGAAACCAUAUAAACUAUUAUCUGAAAAGGAAAAAGAAAUUUAUCGCUGGCCAAUCAAAGAAUCUUUAAAGACUAUGCUGGCCUGGGGCUGGAGAAUUGAGAGGACACGGGAAGGGGACAGCAUGGCUCUUUAUAACCGAACACGUCGCAUUUCCCAGACGAGCCAGGUGUCUGUAGAUGCUGCCCAUGGAUAUAGUCCCCGAGCCAUCGACAUGAGCAAUGUGACACUCUCCAGAGAGCUCCAUGCUAUGGCAGAAAUGAUGGCGGAGAACUACCAUAAUAUAUGGGCCAAGAAGAAGAAACUGGAGCUGGAAUCCAAAGGAGGUGGAAACCAUCCCCUUCUGGUGCCCUAUGAUACACUGACAGCAAAAGAAAAAGCCAAGGACAGGGAAAAAGCCCAGGAUAUUCUCAAGUUCUUACAGAUCAAUGGAUAUGCUGUCUCCAGAGGAUUCAAAGACUUGGAACUGGACACACCCUCAAUUGAGAAACGCUUUGCCUAUAGUUUCCUCCAACAGCUCAUUCGCUAUGUGGAUGAAGCCCAUCAAUACAUCCUGGAGUUUGAUGGUGGCAGCAGGAGCAAAGGAGAGCAUUUCCCUUAUGAACAAGAAAUCAAGUUCUUUGCUAAAGUUGUGCUUCCUUUAAUUGAUCAGUAUUUCAAAAACCAUCGCUUGUACUUCUUAUCUGCAGCAAGCAGACCUCUCUGUUCUGGAGGACAUGCAUCAAACAAAGAGAAGGAAAUGGUGACGAGCCUGUUCUGCAAACUCGGAGUUCUUGUCAGGCAUAGGAUUUCACUGUUUGGAAAUGAUGCAACAUCAAUUGUCAACUGUCUUCAUAUUUUGGGACAGACUUUGGAUGCAAGGACUGUGAUGAAGACGGGGCUGGAGAGCGUCAAGAGCGCCCUCCGAGCGUUCCUGGACAAUGCGGCAGAGGACCUGGAGAGGACGAUGGAAAACCUCAAGCAGGGCCAGUUCACACACACCCGGAGCCAGCCCAAAGGGGUCACGCAGAUCAUCAAUUACACCACCGUGGCCCUGCUGCCCAUGCUUUCCUCAUUGUUCGAACAUAUUGGCCAGCAUCAGUUUGGUGAAGAUCUAAUAUUGGAAGAUGUGCAGGUCUCCUGUUACAGAAUUCUGACAAGUUUGUAUACAUUGGGAACAAGCAAGAGCAUCUAUGUGGAGAGGCAACGUUCUGCAUUAGGAGAGUGCCUGGCUGCCUUUGCUGGUGCCUUCCCAGUAGCAUUUUUGGAAACUCACCUGGACAAGCAUAAUGUUUAUUCCAUCUACAACACCAAGACCUCGAGAGAGAGAGCAGCGCUCAAUCUACCAGCUAAUGUAGAAGAUGUUUGUGCUAAUAUACCAUCUUUGGAAAAACUCAUGGAAGAGAUUGUAGAGUUGGCUGAAUCUGGCAUCCGCUAUACACAGAUGCCCCAUGUUAUGGAGGUCAUCCUGCCUAUGCUCUGCAGCUACAUGUCCCGCUGGUGGGAGCAUGGGCCUGAGAACAAUCUGGAAAAGACUGACAUGUGUUGCACAGCUAUGAACUCAGAGCACAUGAACACUCUUCUGGGAAAUAUACUGAAAAUUAUAUACAAUAACUUGGGAAUUGAUGAAGGGGCCUGGAUGAAGAGAUUAGCAGUGUUUUCCCAGCCUAUUAUAAAUAAAGUGAAACCUCAGCUCUUGAAAACUCACUUCUUACCAUUAAUGGAGAAACUGAAGAAAAAGGCAGCCAUGGUGGUAUCUGAGGAAGAUCAUCUGAAAGCAGAAGCCAGAGGAGAUAUGUCCGAGGCAGAACUCCUCAUUCUGGAUGAGUUCACCACACUGGCAAGAGAUCUCUAUGCCUUCUACCCUCUUCUAAUUCGAUUCGUGGAUUACAACAGGGCAAAGUGGCUGAAAGAGCCUAAUCCAGAAGCAGAGGAACUAUUCCGCAUGGUGGCUGAAGUGUUUAUCUACUGGUCAAAAUCUCAUAAUUUCAAAAGAGAAGAGCAGAAUUUCGUGGUGCAGAAUGAAAUCAACAAUAUGUCUUUCCUUAUUACUGAUACCAAGUCAAAGAUGUCAAAGGCAGCGGUGUCUGACCAGGAAAGGAAGAAAAUGAAGCGGAAAGGAGACCGAUACUCGAUGCAGACCUCACUCAUUGUGGCAGCUCUAAAGCGACUCCUGCCAAUUGGUCUGAACAUCUGUGCCCCUGGGGAUCAGGAGCUCAUUGCUCUGGCCAAGAACCGAUUUAGCCUGAAAGACACUGAGGAUGAAGUGCGAGACAUAAUCCGUAGUAAUAUUCAUUUACAAGGCAAGUUGGAGGAUCCUGCAAUUAGAUGGCAGAUGGCCCUUUAUAAAGAUUUACCAAACAGGACAGAAGAUACUUCAGAUCCUGAGAAAACAGUCGAAAGAGUGUUGGAUAUAGCAAAUGUCCUUUUUCAUCUUGAACAGAGAUCAACAUGUAUGGGCCAGAGAUAUUAUCAUCUGGGAAGUACAUUGUUUGUGGAGCAUCCACAGCGAUCUAAAAAGGCCGUAUGGCACAAACUACUCUCAAAGCAGAGGAAAAGGGCAGUGGUGGCCUGCUUCCGAAUGGCGCCCCUGUACAAUCUGCCACGGCACCGGGCUGUCAAUCUCUUUCUUCAGGGGUAUGAAAAGUCCUGGAUUGAAACAGAAGAGCAUUACUUUGAAGAUAAACUGAUAGAAGACUUAGCAAAACCUGGAACAGACCCUCCAGAAGAAGAUGAAGACACCAAGAGAGUUGAUCCCCUUCAUCAACUUAUUCUCCUGUUCAGCCGAACAGCUUUGACAGAGAAAUGCAAACUGGAGGAAGAUUUUUUAUAUAUGGCUUAUGCAGAUAUUAUGGCAAAGAGUUGUCAUGAUGAGGAAGAUGAUGAUGGUGAAGAAGAAGUGAAGAGCUUUGAAGUCACAGGAUCCCAGCGCAGCAAGGAGAAAGAAAUGGAGAAGCAAAAGCUUCUAUACCAGCAAGCCAGACUGCAUGAUCGAGGUGCCGCGGAGAUGGUGCUGCAGACUAUUAGUGCCAGCAAAGGUGAAACAGGACCAAUGGUAGCUGCUACUUUGAAACUUGGAAUUGCUAUCUUGAAUGGUGGCAACUCAACAGUACAGCAGAAAAUGCUAGACUACCUCAAGGAGAAGAAGGAUGUAGGCUUCUUUCAGAGUCUUGCGGGCCUGAUGCAGUCCUGCAGUGUUCUUGACCUAAAUGCAUUUGAGCGGCAGAACAAGGCUGAAGGACUUGGAAUGGUGACAGAGGAAGGAUCAGGGGAAAAGGUGCUUCAGGACGAUGAGUUCACCUGUGAUCUCUUCCGUUUCCUCCAGCUUCUGUGUGAGGGACACAAUUCAGAUUUCCAGAAUUAUCUGAGAACUCAAACUGGCAAUAAUACAACUGUCAAUAUAAUAAUUUCUACUGUGGACUACCUCCUGAGAGUUCAGGAAUCAAUUAGUGAUUUUUACUGGUAUUACUCUGGAAAAGAUGUUAUUGAUGAACAAGGGCAGCGGAAUUUCUCCAAAGCAAUUCAAGUGGCAAAACAAGUCUUCAACACUCUUACAGAGUAUAUUCAGGGUCCCUGCACUGGGAAUCAGCAGAGUUUGGCCCACAGCAGGCUCUGGGAUGCUGUGGUGGGUUUUCUUCACGUCUUUGCACACAUGCAGAUGAAGUUAUCUCAGGAUUCCAGUCAGAUUGAGCUAUUAAAAGAACUCAUGGAUCUGCAGAAGGAUAUGGUGGUCAUGUUGCUGUCCAUGUUGGAAGGUAAUGUUGUCAAUGGGACGAUUGGCAAACAGAUGGUUGAUAUGCUUGUGGAAUCAUCCAACAACGUAGAGAUGAUUCUCAAGUUUUUUGACAUGUUCUUAAAGCUAAAGGAUCUGACAUCUUCUGAUGCAUUCAAAGAGUAUGAUCCUGAUGGCAAGGGUAUCAUUUCCAAGAGGGACUUCCACAAAGCCAUGGAGAGCCACAAGCACUACACACAAUCAGAGACUGAGUUUCUUCUGUCUUGUGCGGAGACGGAUGAAACAGAGACCCUGGACUAUGAAGAGUUCGUGAAGCGGUUCCACGAACCUGCAAAGGACAUCAGCUUCAAUGUGGCUGUCCUCCUGACCAACCUCUCAGAGCACAUGCCCAAUGACACCCGGCUACAGACGUUCCUUGAGUUGGCAGAGAGCGUGCUCAAUUACUUCCAGCCCUUCCUGGGCCGCAUUGAGAUCAUGGGCAGUGCAAAGCGCAUCGAGAGGGUGUACUUCGAGAUCAGUGAAUCCAGCCGGACGCAGUGGGAAAAGCCCCAGGUCAAAGAAUCCAAGAGGCAGUUCAUAUUCGAUGUGGUCAAUGAAGGGGGAGAAAAAGAGAAAAUGGAGCUCUUUGUGAACUUCUGCGAGGACACCAUAUUCGAGAUGCAGCUGGCAGCUCAGAUAUCAGAGUCGGACUUGAGUGAGCGGUCCACCAACAAAGAAGAGAGUGAGAAGGAGAAGCCUGAGGAGCAGGAGCCCAGGAUGGGGUUCUUUUCCAUCCUAACAGUCAAGUCAGCCCUGCUUGCCCUCAGGUCGAACAUCUUGACCCUUAUGCGGAUGCUCAGCCUGAAGAGCCUGAAAAAACAGAUGAAGAAGAUGAAGAAGAUGACCGUGAGGGACUUGGUCAUGGCCUUUUUCUCAUCUUACUGGAGCAUCUUUUUGAGCCUCUUGCACUUUGUUGCCAGUGUCUUGAGGGGCUUCUUCCGCAUCAUCUGCAGCCUGCUGCUGGGAGGAAGCCUGGUGGAAGGUGCUAAGAAGAUCAAAGUUGCAGAACUCUUGGCUAACAUGCCGGACCCCACUCAGGAUGAGGUGAGGGGAGAUGGAGAGGAAGGAGAAAGGAAGCCUAUGGAGGUGUCCCUGCCUUCUGAAGACCUGACAGACUUGAAGGAGCUGACUGAGGAGAGCGACCUUCUCUCAGACAUCUUUGGCUUGGAUCUCAAGAGAGAGGGAGGACAGUACAAACUCAUUCCUCAUAACCCCAAUGCGGGCCUUAGCGACCUCAUGAGCAACCCCGCCCCCAUCCCUGAGGUGCAAGAAAAAUUGCAGGAACAGAAGGUAAAAGAAGAAAAGGAAGAGAAAGAAGCAGCCAAAUCUGAACAAGAAAAAGCUGAAGGAGAAGAUGGAGUAAAGGAAGAAAAGGUCAGAGACGACAAGACCAAACCAAAGCUGAGGCAGCUUCACACACACAGAUAUGGAGAGCCAGAAGUUCCUGAGUCAGCAUUCUGGAAGAAAAUCAUCGCUUACCAACAGAAACUUCUAAACUAUUUUGCUCGCAACUUCUACAACAUGAGAAUGUUAGCCUUGUUUGUUGCAUUUGCAAUCAACUUCAUUUUGCUCUUUUAUAAGGUCUCCACCUCUUCAGUGGUUGAGGGAAAGGAGCUGCCCUCUCGAAGUUCAAGUGAGAAUGCCAAAGUGAGCAGCCUGGACAGUGGAUCUGAAAGAAUCAUUGCUGUCCACUAUGUCCUGGAGGAGAGCAGCGGCUACAUGGAGCCCACACUCCGCAUUCUGGCCAUUCUCCACACGGUCAUUUCUUUCUUCUGCAUCAUUGGAUACUACUGCUUGAAAGUCCCAUUGGUUAUUUUUAAAAGAGAAAAAGAAGUAGCUCGGAAAUUAGAAUUUGAUGGGCUUUAUAUUACAGAACAACCUUCAGAAGAUGAUAUUAAAGGCCAGUGGGAUAGACUUGUAAUCAACACACAGUCAUUUCCCAACAACUACUGGGACAAAUUUGUUAAAAGAAAGGUAAUGGAUAAAUAUGGAGAGUUCUAUGGCAGAGAUAGAAUCAGCGAGCUGUUAGGCAUGGACAAAGCGGCUCUGGAUUUCAGUGAUGCCAGAGAGAAGAAGAAACCAAAGAAAGACAGUUCCUUGUCAGCUGUACUGAACUCUAUUGAUGUAAAGUAUCAGAUGUGGAAACUAGGAGUUGUUUUCACUGACAAUUCAUUCCUCUACUUAGCCUGGUAUAUGACCAUGUCUGUUCUUGGACACUACAACAACUUCUUUUUUGCUGCUCAUCUUCUUGACAUCGCUAUGGGAUUCAAGACAUUAAGAACCAUCUUGUCAUCUGUCACUCACAAUGGAAAACAGCUUGUCUUAACUGUUGGCUUAUUAGCUGUUGUGGUAUACCUGUACACAGUGGUGGCAUUCAAUUUUUUUCGAAAAUUCUACAAUAAGAGUGAAGAUGGAGAUACACCAGAUAUGAAAUGUGAUGAUAUGUUAACGUGCUACAUGUUUCACAUGUAUGUUGGGGUCCGUGCCGGUGGAGGCAUUGGCGAUGAGAUUGAAGACCCAGCGGGGGAUGAGUAUGAGAUCUAUCGCAUCAUCUUUGACAUUACCUUCUUCUUCUUCGUCAUCGUCAUUCUCUUGGCCAUCAUACAAGGUUUAAUUAUUGAUGCUUUUGGAGAACUGAGAGACCAACAAGAGCAAGUCAAGGAAGACAUGGAGACGAAAUGCUUUAUCUGUGGAAUAGGCAAUGACUACUUUGACACUGUUCCACAUGGCUUUGAAACCCACACUUUACAGGAACACAACUUGGCCAAUUACCUGUUUUUUCUGAUGUAUCUCAUAAACAAGGAUGAAACAGAGCACACAGGACAGGAAUCUUAUGUCUGGAAGAUGUAUCAAGAAAGGUGCUGGGAAUUCUUCCCUGCAGGAGAUUGCUUCAGGAAACAGUAUGAGGACCAACUAAACUAA
Molecule: messenger RNA, 14925 nt
Organism: Elephantulus edwardii (Cape elephant shrew)
Lineage: Eukaryota; Metazoa; Chordata; Mammalia; Macroscelidea; Macroscelididae
Gene: RYR2
Product: ryanodine receptor 2 (cardiac)
Exons: 106
Coding region: 1-14925 (4974 amino acids)
Biological process (GO): calcium ion transmembrane transport; intracellular calcium ion homeostasis
Cellular component (GO): sarcolemma; sarcoplasmic reticulum membrane; Z disc
Molecular function (GO): calcium ion binding; ryanodine-sensitive calcium-release channel activity; protein binding
Source: RefSeq, a predicted model, not a curated record